Messenger RNA from Corythoichthys intestinalis (scribbled pipefish), 4544 nucleotides. RefSeq names its product adipose secreted signaling protein (gene adisspb). The record is from RefSeq and is a predicted model, not a curated record. Bases 157 to 693 code for a protein of 178 amino acids. NCBI's taxonomy places the organism in Eukaryota, Metazoa, Chordata, Actinopteri, Syngnathiformes, Syngnathidae. The transcript is spliced from 6 exons.
ACCUGACCCAAUGCGGAAGUGAAGUGGCGAGGGGCGUGCGCAGGAGGCGAGACGCGCUUUGAGCAUCCGUGAAUCCGCUCCACGUUCGCUAGCUAGGUGUAUUGAAAGACAUCCAUCAUGGUGACAAUCAGGCUGCGAUAGAGCGAGCACGGAGUGAUGGCUGACGCCUCCGCGGUGAAGAAGAAAAACUCUGCGAAGGCGGGAGGGGUUCGUUUUGCACAAGAGGCUUUGGCGGACCGCGCCUCGUCACACGUGCACUUUGACGACAAGCUGCACGACUCUGUCAUCACGGUCGCGGCGGAGGAUGACGGCAGCUUCCUGGUCAAGGUAGGCUUCCUGAAGCUACAGCACCGCUACGAAAUGGCUUUCACCCUACCCGAGGUCCCGUCUCUGGGCAAGAACGUGUGCUUGGCGCCCGUCCCCAGCCCCCACCUGCGUGUGGUUGACAUCUCGCCCACCCCUGAAGGAGGUCUACGGUUGACGUGCGAGUACCUAGCUCAACAUGCGGGGGUGCUGUGCGAGCGCAUACGGUUGCUGAGCGAGCUCGACGAUGAGAUCGGCGUCACAGUUAAAGUUCACGCUAGAGUCAUGGAACGCGAUCACGGCACGCCCAUGCUGCUGGAAGGCGUCCGAUGCAUCGGCGCGGAACUGGAGUACGACUCGGAACAGAGCGACUGGCAGGGCUUCGACUGAACAUUGACGUCACUGUAACUUUGGUUUAUAAAACAAAUCAACAACUUUCCUACUAUUAAAACAGCUUUAUUGAUAUUUUGUUAAUGAACAUUGGUGGGAUUGGACGUCUACGGAGCCACUAAAGGGACAUUGACAGAAAUAAAAUACAUUUAAACCAUCUGGUGCGCACCAGAGGGUAUAUGGUGCGCACUACAAACUAUCUGAUGCACACCAGAUAGUAUGUGAUGCGCACUAAAAACUAUCAGGGCCGCACGAAAAACAAUCUGGUGCGGACUAUAAACUGUCUGGUGCGCACCAGGUAGUAUGUGGUGCACACGAGAAACACUCUAGUGCGCACCAGAAAUAAAUCUGUUGUGCACUAGAUAGUAUGUGGUGUGCACGAGAAACAAUCUGGUGCGCACCAGAUAAUGGGUGGUGUGUACUAGAAACUAGCUAGUACACACCAGAUAGUAUGUGGUGCGCACUAAAAACUAUCAGGUCAGCAGGAGAAACAAUCUGGUGCACACUAUACACCAUAGAAUCUGUGUGGUGCACACCAGAUAGUAUGAUGCGCACAAGAAAUAAUCUGUUGCGCACUGUAUCGUAUGUGGUGUGCACUACAAACUAGCUGGUGCACAUCAGAUAUGCGGUGCGCACGAGAAACAAUAUGGUGCACACGAGAAAAUCUAUUGCACACUAAAAACUAUCUGGUGCGAACCAGAUGGUAUCUGGUGUAAACUACAAACUGUGGUGCACACCAGAUAGUAUCUGGUGCGCAAAAGAAAUAAUCUGUUGCACACUACAUAGUAUGUGGUGUUCACUAGAAACUAGCUGCUGCACACCAGAUAGUGUGUGGGGCGCACUAUAAACUGGUGCGCUUGAGAAACAAUCUGGUGCGCACCAGCUAGUUUCUAGUGAACAUCCUAUACUAUCUUGUGCGCACCAGAUAGUUUCUAGGGUGUGCACCAGAUAAUAUGUGGUGUGCACGAGAAACAAUCUGGUGCGCACAAGAAAUAAUCUGUUGUGCACUACAUAGUAUGUGGUGUGCACAAGAAACUAGCUGAUGCACAUCAGAUAUGUGGUGCGCACGAGAAACAAUCUGGUGCUCAUGAUAAAGAAUCUGUUGCACGCUAAAAACUAUGGUGCGCACCAGAUAGUAUGUGGUGCUCUCUAGAAACUAUCUGGUGCACACGAGAAACUAUCCGGUGCGUAAUGUGGUGCGCUCGAGAAAAAAUCUGGUGCGCACCAGCUAGUUUCUAGUGAACAUCCCAUACUAGCUAGUGUGCACCAGAUUGUUUUUCAUGCACACCAGAUAGUUUUUUGUGCACACCAGAUAGUUUCUAGUAUAAAAUAAAUUAAAUUGUGUGCACCAGAUAGUAUGUGGUGUGCAUGAGAAACAAUCUGGUGCGCACAAGAAAUAAUCUGUUGCCCACUACAUAGUAUUAGGUGUGCACUAGAAACUGGCUGAUGCACAUCAGAUAUGUGGUGCGCACGAGAAACAAUCUGGUGAGCAUGAAAAAGAAUCUGUUGCACACUAAAAACUAUGGUGCGCACCAGAUGGUAUGUGGUGUGCACUAGAAACUGGUCUGUACCAGAUAGUAUGUGGUGCCCUCUAGAAACUAUCUGGUGCACACGACAAACUAUCCGGUGCUCACGAGAAAUAAUCUGGUGUGCUCGAGAAACAGUCUGGUACACACCAGCUAGUUUCUAGUGAACAUCCCAUACUGUCUAGUGCGCAUCAGAUUGUUUCGCAUGCGCACCACAUAGUUUCUUGUGCACACCAGAUAGUUUAUAGUAUAAAAUAAAUGGUGUGCUCCAGAUAGUAUGUGGUGCGCACGAGAAACACAUCUGGUGCGCACGAGAAAUAAUCUGGUGCGCACCAGCUAGUUUCUAGUGAACAUCGCAUACUAUCUAGUGCGUACCAGAUAGUUUCUUGUGCGCUGCAGAUAGUUUCUAGUAUAAAUGGUGUGCACCAGAUAGUAUGUGGUGAGCACAAGAAACAAUCUGUUGCGCACUAGAUAGUAUGUGGUGUGCACUAGAAACUAGCUGGUGUGCAGCAGAUAAUGUGAUGCAAACUAGAAACUGGUCUGCACUAUAAACUAUCUGAUGCGCAAAAGAUAGUAUGUGGUGCGCAUGAGAAACAAUCUGGUGCGCUCGAGAAACUAUCCGGUGGGCACGAGAAAUAUUUAUUAUUUAAUUAGUUGAAUUUUUUAAUAUUAGUUAUUUUUAUUAACUAGAAAAUAGCUGCUGCACAUCAGAUAGAAUGUGGUGCGCACUAGAAACUCUGGUGUGCUCGAGAAACAAUCUGGUGCGCACUAGCUAGUUUCUAGUGAACAUCCCAUACUAUCUAGUGCGCACCAGAUUGUUUCUCAUGCGCACCAGAUAGUUUCUUGUGUGAACCAGAUAGUUUAUAGUAUAAAGUAAAUGGUGUGCUCCAGAUAGUAUGUGGUGCGCACUAGAAAUAAUCUGUUGCACACUACAUAGUAUGUGGUGUGCACUAGAAACUAGCUGAUGCACAUCCAAUAUGUGGUGCACACGAGAAACAAUCUGGUGCGCAUGAAAAAGGAUCUGUUUCACACUAAAAACUAUGGUGCGCACCAGAUGGUAUGUGGUUUGCACUAGAAACUGGUGCGCACCAGAUAGUAUGUGGUGCGCUCUAGAAACUAUCUGGUGCACACGAGAAACUAUCCGGUGCGCACGAGAAAUAAUGCGGUGCCCUCGAGAAACAAUCUGGUGUGCACCAGCUAGUUUCUAGUGAACAUCCCAUACUAUUUAGUGCGCACCAGAUUGUUUCUCAUGUGCACCAGUUAGUUUCCUGUGCGCACCAGAUAGUUUAAAGUAUAAAAUAAAUGGUGUGCUCCAGAUAGUAUGUGGCGCGCACGUGAAACAAUCUGGUGCGCACGAGAAAUAAUCUGGUCCGCACUAGCAACUAGCUGGUGCACACCAGAUAGCAUGUGAUGCGCACGAGAAACAAUCUGGUGCACAUUAUAAACUAUCUGAUGCGCACCAGAUGGUAUGUAAUGCACACUAUAAACUCUGGUGUGCACUAUAAACUAUCUGGUCCGCACCAGAUAGUAUGUGGUGCGCACGAGAAUAAUCUGUUGCGCACCAGAUAGUAUGUGCUGUGCACUAGAAACUAGCUGGUGCACCCCAGAUAGUACUGUAUGUGAUGCGCAUGAGAAACUAUUUGGUGCGCAUGAGAAAAAAUCUAGUGCGCACGAGAAAUAAUCUGUUGCACCCUAGAUAGUAUGGGGUGCGCUCUCGAAACUAGCUGGUGCGCACGAGAAACAAUCAGGUGCGCACCAGAUAGUAUGUGGUUUGCACUAGAAACUAGUGCGCACCAGAUAGUAUGUGGUGUGCACUAGAAACUGGUCAGCACGAGAAACAAUGUUGCGCACUAGAUAGUGUGGUGUGCACUAGAAACUAGCUGGUGCACAUCAAAUAUGUGGUGCGCACUUGAAACUAUCUGGUGCGCACCAGAUAGUAUGUGGUGUGCACUAGAAACUUGCUGGUGGGCACCAGAUAGUUUAAAUGUAUUUUAUUUCUGUUUCUCGUGCACACCAAAUAGUUUCUAGUGCGCACCACAUACUAUUUGGUGCGCACCAGAUGGUUUACAUUUUCUUUCUGUUAAUGUCCGUAAAAACAAACAUGGUUUCAUAUUUUGCAACAUUAACUAAUUCGCUACCAUUGACGGGUAUAGACGUCAAUGGUCUAAAUUUAUUUAAUUUCUGACGAUAUCCCUUUAAGGGCUCUGUAUGUAUUACCAAGUGCCUUCUGAAAAAAAGAACUUGUUUUUGUAUUUGUGUUCAAUAAAGAAAAAAAAAAAGAAAAAAAAGCUUAUAUUGCAGUUCUUAAAACGCACACUAGGUGGC